This is a messenger RNA of Larimichthys crocea (large yellow croaker), 1617 nucleotides long. RefSeq names its product tetraspanin 3a (gene tspan3a). The coding region runs from base 143 to 904 and encodes 253 amino acids. The record is from RefSeq and is a predicted model, not a curated record. The transcript is spliced from 7 exons. Gene Ontology annotation, cellular component: plasma membrane. NCBI's taxonomy places the organism in Eukaryota, Metazoa, Chordata, Actinopteri, Sciaenidae.
GUGCAACCAGAUCCAGCAGCGGGUGUCAGAGUUGGUUGGGAUAUUAUGGAGUGUGAGUGUUGGAGCUGGUCAGGACAUGUCUGAGUAGAAGACCUGCAUUAUUCUUCCAACACGUAACAGCAUUAAAUCCCCGGUUUCGAAGAUGGGACAUUGCGGCAUCACGUCGUCAAAGACGGUCCUGGUCUUUCUGAACUUGAUAUUUUGGGCCGCUGCAGGCAUCCUGUGCUAUGUUGGUGCCUAUGUCUUCAUCACAUACGACGACUACGAUCACUUCUUUGAAGAUGUGUACACUCUUGUACCAGCGGUGACCAUUAUUGCAGUUGGAGCUCUCCUUUUCAUUAUUGGGCUCAUUGGAUGCUGUGCUACAGUCAGAGAGAGCUACUGUGGACUUACAACGUUUGUCGUCAUUCUGCUGCUGGUUUUCAUGACAGAAGUAGCAGUGGUGGUUCUCGGAUAUGUUUACAGAGCAAAGGUUGAAGAUGAAGUUAAUAGUUCCAUCAGGAAAGUGUAUAAUGAGUACAAUGGCACCAACAGUAAUGCCCAGAGCCGUGCCAUCGACUACGUUCAGAGACAGCUUCAGUGUUGUGGGAUCCACAACUACUCAGACUGGCAGUAUACACCCUGGUAUGAAGAAUCUAAAACAAAGAGCGUACCCGUCAGCUGUUGCAAAAAGAAUGAUCUAACCUGCACUGGGUCCCUCGCUCAUCCUGAGGAUCUCUACCAAGAAGGUUGCGAAGCACUGGUUGUGAAGAAGUUGAAGGAGAUCAUGAUGUACGUCAUCUGGACUGCACUAACAUUUGCUGCCAUCCAGAUGCUGGGGAUGUUGUGUGCAUGUGUCGUGCUAUGCCGCAGAAGCAGAGAUCCUGCCUAUGAGCUUCUUAUUACAGGGGGCACCCGCGCAUAAGGGAGUACACAUUUGUCACCGUAACACACAUUCUCAUUGGUGAGAGCAUGAAAAUAAUCUAUUACCACACUAACCUUAAAACACUAACCACACUGAAGUUAUAUAUGUUACCUGUAUUUCCAAAAAGGCUAUUGACCAAAUUAUUUAACGGUCAAUGUUAGUGAGAUGUAGAAAGCAUCCUGUUGCUCUAAAGAUGAGGGUGCAAAGUCUCAUUCUUACCAAACUCAAACCUUAUAGAGUAAAAUGUGGACAGGGUAAUUUCCUCAUAUGUUAGUUUGCACUAUGUGUAUUGCUUUCAAUAUUUUAUAUUUAAAUCUGUUGUGUACUUGAAUAAAAGAUGAUCAUUUUAUCUUGCCCCUCCACUACUACUACUGCAACUACUAUUCUACUUCCUGCUAAUAUAACCGCUCAGUUUUGGUUGAAAUCUCACCUUUCACCAGCAGUAUUCUGUCAUUAAACAGUCGACACUGCAGCCCUAACUAUGUAACUCAACUUGGCUUUUGUUUAUCUGAUCUUUCUUUUUUUGAAUGAUACCUUGUAAUCCAAUUCAAUAUGUGGGAUUUCUUUCAAGUAGUAAUACAUUCUUAACUCUAUACAGACUUUUGUCUUCUAGCUGUUUUGUUUGGUUUUGUCUCAACAGUCUACUGAUGGUACUUUUAAGAAUUUGAUUUGCUGAUAUGACUCAAGAAUGUAAAUAAAAUGUGGGAAAAGUU